GCCAAUAAUUACAGAGUUCCGAAAGCGAGCGUGAACGUGUGUGUGUGUGUGUGUGUGUGUGUGAGAGAGAGAGAGGGAGAGAGAGAGGUGUGACGAGGGAGCGUGAGUACGAGACGCACCGCGAGGUAAGCGCAGCGCGCGACCCCUUUUCACUCUUUAUUCCACUGAAUCAGCCAGAACUGAGCAACGAAGGGAAAUCCAAGAGUGGAGGUCAAAGGACAGGCAAUCGGUCUUCGAGGCACAAAUGUCGUUACAAGGAGAAUCCAAAAGGCAAGAGGUCAAAGGUCAGAAAAUGGGCACACCGACAAGUUGGUUGUGGAACUUGGCCAUCCUUCUAAUGCUUUUCUGGCCAGCGGAAGGUGAACACAGCCUGACUUUCCGUAUGUGUGGGACAUGGCGCCAUGACAACGGAAAUGUGAGCGUUUUAGUGAACGUAAUGGAGGGCUGUGAUAGGAUGACAGUGCAGGCCAAUGGCAGCACACUGUCCAUCUGGGGACGCUUCACAAGCCACUGCAAGAAGUCCUUAAUCACACAGCUCCCCUGUACCACGAUAAAGCCAGAGAGCACCUUCUGUCUUCACUGGGACCCAUUGCUGGACCUGCUGGAGCUGGACAUCUGCGGCACCGUUCUUCCCUUGUGUCCCAUGGGCAACAUCAGAGAGAUGUGCUGCACUCUGUCUCCCUCAGACAAUUUGGGCAUCAAUGUGAACUUCGGGAUCCUAAAUGGAUCCAUUAAUGGGGACGUGAUACAAGAGCGUCUUCAGGAGUCCUACAAGUUUGUGGGGGACAUCGAUGACUGUGUGAGAAACUUCUGCAACAAUGCAGGCAGCAGUUUGGACAGAUUCCAGAUGAUCGAGGAGCUGGUGAUGAGGUCAGCCCUCAGCGGGAAGGUGAACCACAACUGCAUUCAGAGCUUCGUGCUUGAUAUUCAGGAGGAGUUCCAGGGAAAGAAGAUCAGCUUCAAUCUGCAGAAGAACACACUCUCAUCCGUCACGGCUCCACAGCCCCCCAUGGUGUACUUGCCCCCUUCCCUGCUGCCCCAGGGAAAUAACUCUGCCAAAGUGGUCUGCACCUUCUUCAGCAACGUCACGGAUCUCCAGAAGGGCGUGAAAGGGGACCUGCAAGGGACGCUCAUCGGCAGCCAGGUGGUUGGCAUCACCGUGGAAAACGAGGUCGUCACAGAUCUUUCGGAGCCUGUCCGAAUUCACUUCUACCACCCAAACAUGACCGCAAUUGCGUGGAGACGGUGUGUUUACUGGGACACACGGAAAGACCCUAAGGUGCAGUGGCGGGGGGACGGAUGCAGUGCAACCACGACAUCCAUCAACGAGACCGUGUGCAGCUGCAACCACUUGACGUACUUCGCACUGCUGCUGGAGGUCGAGAGACGUGACAUUGUUCGCCACCUGGAGGCACUCACGUGGAUCACGGGCCUGUGCUGCGCGCUCUCUGCCGUCAGCUGUGUCUUGCUUAUCGCGCUCAUCACCAAACAGAGGAGGAAGAAGAGCUCACACCAGCCGACGUCGGACCACCGUGGCUUGGCUGUUUCUGUUCUCCUGCUCUGCCUCCUGUUUGCCUUCUCAGGCAUCGUGGCCAACGUGGCGCCAGAGGGGACAUGCACGGCAUAUGGAGCAGCUGUGCACUGUGCCCUGCUUUGCUCUGCCUGCUGGAUGACCGUGGAGAUCCUUCACACCUUCUGGCUCGUCUACAUGGUGCUCAGGCCGUUUCUCCGGCAGUGGACGCAGAUGCUGCUGGGCUUCGGUCCUCCAAUCCUAGUCGUGUCCAUUCUUUCCUUAACCAAGGAUGUCUAUGGCAAGAGAGAGCUGCUGCCCAGUGCCAACACAGACACUCCUUACCGGACGUGCUGGGUUAAGCUCACCGACGACGGUCACCUGGCCAUGAACAUCACUCUGUGCUUCUUCGCGUUUGUCUUCUGCUCUGGAGCGGUCAUGCUCAUCCUGGUGCUAAGGCAGGUGCGGGACCGACCAGAGUGGAAGAAGAACAGGGUCACCUUCUUCAGUAUCUGGGGCCUCAGUCUUCUCUUUGGCUUCACGUGGGGUCUGGCCUUCCUCAACUUUGGGGUGCUCACCAACGCCAUGGACUUCCUCUUCACUAUUGUCAACUCGCUGCAAGGGUUCUUCUUACUGGUGCGGUUCGUCGUCCUCGAUUGGAUCCGAAAGCAGGGCACCAAGUCGGACACCUGUAGCAGCUCCUCUGGUCAACAAAUGCUGACAGCGCCAGAGAGAAGUUACAGGUGAAGGGAGGAGCACUGGGAUGUGGAGGACGGAGGGGUAGGAGGACUGAGGGAGAGGGGGUGAAGUGGACCAACAAAGGGGGCCACCUGGGGAUGGAAAUGGUCUUUGAGAUGUUGUGGUCACCAUGAUUAAAGAAAGGUUGUUGCUGAGAAGAGCAUGUGUACAUGCACCUACUUUUCUUUCAGUACAUUAACUUACCCUUCUUUAUAAGCAUCGCGUGUGGGACUGACCAUGGCCGGUCGGUAGCUGGUAAAAACGGACCUGAACAGAGGCUCAGGGCUAGGCUCCACAUAAGCUCUGUUAGACAUAUUAAUGGCUUUUUCUCCUGUAAAUGUGUGAUCUACUGUAUCUCAGCUGUGUUAAAUGGCACUUUAUUAUUUCUUUAAUAUAUUCUGUGGCAUUUGACAUUCUGGACAUCCAGGAUGUGUCAGAAGUUGUGUGUAAAUACUGUGUGGUCCCUAUCAGAAGAUAUUUUUUUAAGUUAUGUUUUUACAAUGAAUGAGAUUUUUUAAAACAUUUGAUUCUUAUCAUUUCUUACACAAACCAAGCUGCCAUCAAGAUGUAUUUUUUUUUAUGCUGCACUCAUGUACAGUGGCUCAGGUUUAGGGAAGCUUUAGAACUAGGAAGUAUUUCCACAUUUUGUGGCAUUAUUAAUCAACUGUUGUGUUUUUACCAUGUGUUCGUUUUAAUAGUGUUAGGGACCUGUGUUUUUUCACUUUGUAGC
Messenger RNA from Scleropages formosus (Asian bonytongue), 2978 nucleotides. Its product is annotated as adhesion G-protein coupled receptor G5-like. The transcript is spliced from 15 exons. Gene Ontology annotation, cellular component: plasma membrane. Lineage: Eukaryota; Metazoa; Chordata; Actinopteri; Osteoglossiformes; Osteoglossidae. The coding region runs from base 245 to 2257 and encodes 670 amino acids. The record is from RefSeq and is a predicted model, not a curated record. Gene Ontology annotation, biological process: cell surface receptor signaling pathway; adenylate cyclase-activating G protein-coupled receptor signaling pathway. Gene Ontology annotation, molecular function: G protein-coupled receptor activity.